Molecule: messenger RNA, 747 nt
Organism: Nicotiana tabacum (common tobacco)
Lineage: Eukaryota; Viridiplantae; Streptophyta; Magnoliopsida; Solanales; Solanaceae
Source: RefSeq, a predicted model, not a curated record
AAUUCAAACUAAUCCAAAAAGAAAAAUAAGCAAAACGAAAAGCAAAUUCUCCUCCUCAAUUUUCAUCGCCUUCUUUACGUGUCUUCAUCACACGUGCUCUCUCAUUCCAUAUCCUUUUGCUUCUCACAUUUUUGCUUCUUAAUUCACCUACGAAGAUUCCGAUUCAGAUUCCGGUCAAUUCUCGCCGGUAAAUAUCUCAGACACCGGCGAAUUUUAUCUUCCCUCGAUCGCAAUGAAUCCCGAGUAUGACUACCUCUUUAAGCUUUUGCUCAUUGGUGAUUCUGGCGUUGGGAAAUCAUGUCUUCUUCUGAGGUUUGCCGACGACACAUACCUGGAAAGUUACAUAAGCACUAUUGGAGUUGAUUUUAAAAUCCGGACAGUAGAGCAAGAUGGGAAGACUAUAAAACUUCAGAUUUGGGAUACAGCUGGACAAGAACGCUUUAGGACCAUCACUAGCAGCUAUUAUCGUGGUGCCCAUGGCAUAAUAGUUGUGUAUGAUGUGACAGAUCAAGAGAGCUUCAAUAAUGUAAAACAGUGGCUGAGUGAAAUUGAUCGUUAUGCUAGUGACAACGUUAACAAAAUUCUUGUCGGGAACAAGUCUGACCUUACUGCAAAUAGAGUUGUCUCAUAUGAAACAGCUAAGGCAUUUGCUGAUGAAAUAGGUAUUCCAUUCUUGGAGACCAGUGCUAAAGAUGCUACGAAUGUAGAACAGGCUUUCAUGGCUAUGACUUCUGCUAUCAAAAAUAG